AGAAUUAUCUACUGAACACAAAGUCGUAUAAAAAUUUAGCAUAUACUCCUAUUUUACUACAAACAGAAGCCAUAUUUGAAUCAUUGUAACAAAUGUGACAAUUACAUUUCAACAACCUGUAUGUAACUAUCUUAUUUUGCUUGCCCUUAUCUUUACCUAUUUAAAUCAUUUGGAUUUUUUUUUCCACCUAAUUAUUUAUUGGUGCAUGUGAUGAUCAUUACAACUUUUAUGGGUUCGAAACUACAUUAACUUCAUAAUUACAUAAAACGCAGUAAAUCGAACCAAACCGAAAACCGGUAUUACUACGAACAAGGUUAGAAGUCAAAAACAGGCAAGUCCGACGUUAAUUGAGAGUCCCACAAAACAGUUAAAAAGUAGUAGUCUUAUAAAUGCAAUGUACUGAAUAAUUAAAUUUAAACUGACGGAAACUUACAUAAACGCAUUAAAAAGAGAAGAAGAAAAAACAAUAAUACAUAACGCAUUGUUGAAGAAGCUUUAGCCCAAAAAAAAAAAAAACUCUGAUUUGACCAUUCCUCCUUGUUCACCACCAAUCGCAACUUUCUCCAAAUCUCGAUUCCACCAUUCUCCCCGAUUGCCGCAUAAGAAUCCUCAAAUCGAAUCAGAUCGAAGUGGGACUUCCCAAAAUCCGAUGAAGAUGGCGGCGAACGGCCGAUUAUUCACGAUCGGGAUCGUCGCGUCGUGGUACUCGUCCAACAUCGGAGUGCUGUUACUAAACAAGUACCUCCUCAGCAACUACGGGUUCAAGUACCCGAUCUUCCUCACCAUGUGCCACAUGACCGCCUGCUCCCUCCUCAGCUACGUGGCCAUCGCGUGGAUGAAGAUGGUCCCUAUGCAGACGAUCAGGUCCCGCGUCCAGUUCCUCAAGAUCGCGGCGCUGAGCCUCGUCUUCUGCGUCUCCGUGGUGUUCGGGAACAUCUCCCUCAGGUUUCUCCCCGUCUCGUUCAACCAGGCCAUCGGCGCCACGACGCCGUUUUUCACCGCCGUGUUUGCGUAUUUGAUUACGUUGAAGAAGGAGGCCUGGUUGACUUAUGUUACGCUCGUGCCCGUUGUCACUGGUGUUGUUAUUGCUAGUGGGAGUGAACCAAGUUUCCACCUGUUUGGAUUCAUAAUGUGCGUUGCAGCCACAGCUGCGAGAGCACUUAAAUCAGUUCUUCAAGGGAUUUUGCUAUCUUCAGAAGGGGAGAAGCUAAACUCCAUGAAUCUCCUCCUCUACAUGGCUCCCAUAGCGGUUGUGUUCCUUCUUCCGGCUACCCUUAUCAUGGAGAAGAACGUUGUUGGCAUCACAAUUGCACUCGCCAGAGACGAUUUCAGAAUCGUUUGGUAUCUGCUAUUCAACUCGGCGCUUGCUUAUUUCGUGAACUUGACUAACUUCUUAGUCACAAAACACACCAGCGCUCUGACACUCCAGGUGCUAGGAAACGCCAAAGGAGCAGUAGCAGUGGUGGUAUCGAUCCUAAUAUUCAAGAAUCCUGUCUCAGUGACUGGAAUGUUAGGCUACUCGCUAACUGUCAUUGGAGUAAUCCUCUACAGUGAAGCCAAGAAACGAAGCAAAUGAAGUUAAAGAAACCUCUUCAAUUUUUAUUUGUUAGGUCCUUGCAGGUAAAACACACAAGGCAAAGUUCCUUUUGCUGGACCAGAAGCAAAAGGAUGUGUAAAGGCAACACCAAAGGAUCAGAGUACCCAUAAGCAAUAAGUGAUUUUUGUUUCCUUCUUUUAAUUUUUGUUUACGGAUCUUCUACAGCUUUUGUCUUAGGUUGUUCUAAGAGUAACUUCGAUGUAGCUUCCUUUUUUUUUGGUCGAUUCUUUACAUCUUUUGUGAUACAACAUUUAUAACACUGAUUAAUUAAUGGAAAAGACGAGUUUUUUUUUUUC
Messenger RNA from Brassica napus (rape), 1893 nucleotides. RefSeq names its product probable sugar phosphate/phosphate translocator At3g11320. Gene Ontology annotation, cellular component: Golgi apparatus. Gene Ontology annotation, molecular function: antiporter activity. The transcript has 4 exons. NCBI's taxonomy places the organism in Eukaryota, Viridiplantae, Streptophyta, Magnoliopsida, Brassicales, Brassicaceae. The record is from RefSeq and is a predicted model, not a curated record. Bases 650 to 1576 code for a protein of 308 amino acids.